AAGCACGUAAUACUCGCACUGAGCUAGCGGUUUUGUCUACUUUUGCGUUGUUGAUAGUAUCUCGAAGAAACAGUUUGAUGAAACAUAACAAGGAGAAAGGUUUGAGUGUGAGAUAGAAAAUUUGCGACUUCAUGUUUCUCAUGCUUCGGAGUCGUUGCUACUUUACGGCUUUCCUUCAUUUUUUCACACGACCAUGGCAGCAUUUCGCAUCGAAUGUGCGACAAACCACAAUUUUGAUACCAAGCAAUUCAAGCAACUUGUAGUACUGUUCCAAGAGUUGUCUUCAGCUGCAACCGAAGAGACUGUACGCGGUGCGUUAGACUCGCCACAAAAUAGAGUGCUCGUCGCCAUUCUUAAUGAUGAUGCCGCUCCUACUCCGUCAUCCAUUGCUGGUGCCCUCACUGUGGCCAUGACGCCGUGUGCUUCGGGAAUCCGCGUUCAUAUUGAAGACGUUGUCGUUAGUACACGUUGGCGUCGCCAAGGAAUAGCAACCCUAUUACUUAAAGAAGCAAUCCAACGCGCCACCCAUGAAUUCCAUGCAAGAACAAUUGAUUUGACAAGCAGACCGGUUCGAGACGCUGCAAAUAAUCUGUACCGAAAAUUGGGUUUUGUACAAAGGGAAACUAAUGUUUACAGAUAUGAAUUGGAACAUAAGCAAUAAUAGCAACAUCAUUGUAAUGUGAAAAUGACGAUGUUAUGGGUUCGAGGUGUUAAUCAUGGGCUUCGGACGUUCCAAUUCAAAAUCUAUGACUCAGAAUAAGAGAGCGAUGCAGCCAACGCUUCAACUAGAAAAUAUGGAUGAGGAUUGAAUGACAUUAAUAACAAAUUGAUGCGUUUGUAAUAUAUAAUAAUACUUACACCAUGG
Zychaea mexicana is the source of this 865-nucleotide messenger RNA. RefSeq names its product acyl-CoA N-acyltransferase. The transcript has 2 exons. NCBI's taxonomy places the organism in Eukaryota, Fungi, Mucoromycota, Mucoromycetes, Mucorales, Lichtheimiaceae. The record is from RefSeq and is a predicted model, not a curated record. Gene Ontology annotation, molecular function: acyltransferase activity, transferring groups other than amino-acyl groups. Bases 194 to 661 code for a protein of 155 amino acids.